Messenger RNA from Cadophora gregata, 433 nucleotides. RefSeq lists its product as uncharacterized. The record is from RefSeq and is a predicted model, not a curated record. Bases 77 to 433 code for a protein of 118 amino acids. NCBI's taxonomy places the organism in Eukaryota, Fungi, Ascomycota, Leotiomycetes, Helotiales, Ploettnerulaceae. The transcript has 2 exons.
AUUUGCACCUAUUUUGGCGAGAGAAAUAUUUUUUGUUUGUUUACUUUCGAUUACCAAGUGCGUGUGAUAUUCCAACAUGUCGGCGCCUGUCCUGGGACCAUCCUCCAACGAGAAAGGCCUCUCGAAGGAGCAAACGGAGUCCAAUUCCCCUACUUCAGAUAGCGAUUCUGAGAUCCAGAGUGUUACGCCUGAGUAUGGAUCGUACCACAAUCAUGUUUUUGCAAGUCCGUCUGUAGCCGAGUAUUGGAGGCAGGUGUAUGAAAAGGCGCAAUAUGAGGGACGGCAUCGAUUUGAUCCAUUAUUCACGUGGACUGCCGAGGAGGAGAAAAGAGUGAGGAGGAAGAUCGAUCUGAGGAUCAUCACAUGGGCAUGGAUGAUGUUCAUGGCUCUUGACCUGAACAGGAGAAACAUCAAUAGAGGUUCGUCCACUUGA